Gymnodraco acuticeps is the source of this 4459-nucleotide messenger RNA. It is a transcript of the gene sox4b, whose product is annotated as SRY-box transcription factor 4b. Lineage: Eukaryota; Metazoa; Chordata; Actinopteri; Perciformes; Bathydraconidae. Bases 594 to 1841 code for a protein of 415 amino acids. The record is from RefSeq and is a predicted model, not a curated record. Gene Ontology annotation, molecular function: RNA polymerase II cis-regulatory region sequence-specific DNA binding; DNA-binding transcription activator activity, RNA polymerase II-specific. The transcript has a single exon. Gene Ontology annotation, biological process: anatomical structure morphogenesis; cell differentiation; positive regulation of transcription by RNA polymerase II.
GCCGGGACUGGAGGGCUGCUUGAAACUCGACUGCAGGUCUGCAGAUGGAAGGCGAACAGUGUAACUCUAGGCUUCUUUUUUUCCUCCCCAGCAUGCAUGGCUUUUGUUUCUAGAAGAGGGGACAGAGCUGAUGCAGAGAAAAGCACUUACCUUACACACAGUACUUCGGAGCCCUUUUUAAGUGCCCGGGUGCUCAGUGUGGCACUCAGUCUGCGCUCUGCAGCUGCAUCAUAGACUAUGUUCAGUCCCCACACGGCUGAAUUUGUUUUAUAACACAGAAGGAAGAGACUGAGAGGGACAGAUAACAGGGUACUCAGUGGAGAGGGCUUUACUGUCCGUGUUGUUUUAACACCCACAGAACCUGGAAAUUAAAGUUUUUUUUACACAUCUAGCCUUGUUAAAGGCUACGCUGGACUGUUAUUGAGUUCACUGCACAUCUCAGGAGUGAAUUAUUUCUUGCGCGUGUUUUUUGCCCAGCUCAAACUGUGAAGAGGAGCAGAAAAGAGCUGAGUUUGCUUUAAAGUGAAUCGGAGGACCAAGGAGAGAGCAAGAGCAAGUACACUGCUCUGCCUUUGAGUGUAUAUCUGGACAACAUGGUGCAGAAAAUGAGCCACACGGAGAGCACCGCCGAGGCGCUCUCCUUUUUCGCCGGGGAUUCGAGCUCUGAUUCCGGGGCGUGCAUGGACCUGGACCCGGCUGCCUCGCCUCUUUCCCCGGGCUCCACGGCUUGUUCGACUGCCGGGGACAAGCUCGCAGAGAACCCGGCAUGGUGUAAAACUCCCAGCGGCCACAUCAAGAGACCCAUGAAUGCGUUUAUGGUGUGGUCACAGAUAGAGAGGAGGAAGAUCAUGGAGCAGUCCCCGGACAUGCACAACGCUGAGAUCUCCAAGAGGCUGGGGAAGCGGUGGAAGCUGCUGAGAGACAGCGACAAGAUCCCCUUCAUCAGGGAGGCAGAGCGGCUUAGGCUCAAGCACAUGGCGGACUACCCCGACUACAAGUACCGGCCCAGGAAGAAGGUUAAGUCAAGCGUCUCCAAGCCUGGCAGUAUCGGAGACAAGGCAGAGAAACUCAACAGUAGCUCUCUCAACACCAGCACUAAGACAUCCUCAUCUUCCAGGAAGAAUGGAUCCAAAUCACCCAGCAGCAGCAGACCCCACAAAUCACUUUUCGGGAGCAGCAGCAGUAGCACCAAAGCAUCACCUUUUGCCUCUGAGCACACAUCAGAGCACCACCAUAACUCUCUCUACAAGUCGAAAUCUGUCUCCUCAGCAGCCAAGCAGAUACCGGAUGCCAAGAAGCCCAAGCGGGUUUACGUCUUCGGCAGCAGCGGGGCCAACUUGAGCGUCAGCCCCCCUUCCUCGGUUGUGGUCCCCGCCAGCCCAACACUCAGCAGCUCGGCGGAGUCCAGCGACCCGCUCAGCCUGUAUGAGGACGCGGCCAGCGGUAGGGAGGAGGGAGCAGACUCCCCAGGCAGCAGCGGCAGCCUGGGCGGAUCUUCGGAGCGAAACGGCGGGCACACAUACAGCAGUCGGCGGACUUCCUCACCAACUCCCUCCGGCUCUCACUCCUCCGCCUCGUCCCACUCUUCCUCCUCGUCUUCCUCGGAAGAUGAAGAGUUUGAGGACGACAUGCUCGACAUUAACCCGAGCCCCAACUUUGAUAGCAUGUCGAUGGGGAGCUUUGGCUCCUCGGUUCUGGACAGGGACUUGGAUAUGAACUUUGAGUCUGGCUCCGGGGGUUCCCACUUCGAGUUCCCCGACUACUGCACGCCCGAAGUCAGCGAAAUGAUCUCCGGGGACUGGCUGGAGUCCACCAUCUCCAACCUGGUGUUCACGUACUAAAAAUAACGUCAGGUAACGUCCUGCAAGCUCAAAUAUGACCACAAACAAACAGGAGUUCCUGGUACAGUGGGCAAAAUAGUUUGUCCACCCGACUAGUAAAAACCCACUGAAACUAGCCCCCGUCCCUUCUCGUCUAGAUAGACAAGCGCUACAAAUCCUUGGAAAACUUUAAAGCGAAUAAGUUGCUUUUUGUACUUUCCAAUGGAUGCGUGGACUGUGGACUUUGGUUCAACCACAGAAGUGGAGUGCAAACACGAGAAGGAGAGAAAAGGAGACUGGCUGUGUUUCCUGACAGUGAAACGCUCAGUCCUGAACUGUUUUUGAAAUGAACAACUUUAACUGUGAUUGAUUUGCGGCCAGCCGUUCACUUAAUCAAUGUUGUUGCUGAUGAAAAAAGGGACAUUUCACAACUUUUUACCAAUUGCCAAGUGAACUCCACCACUAAAAAGGUACAGAAAUAGGACUGUCGUGCAACAUUUUUAUUGUGGUGUGUCACCCAGAGGGAUUUUUUAUAAAACCGAGGUGGGUUGGUGUUUUUAAAAAGUCGAAUAUUUUCUCAAACGCAAAAAAACAUGUUAAGCAUGAUAGCCUACUUUGUUCCUAUCUUGUGCUGAGAUUUUCUGCAAGACUGUCGAGCAGUUUAAAAACUAGUAUUAGGGUUAUUUAAAAGGAUAGGUGGCACUCGCUUUCGGUUCUUCUCUUUAAAAAAAAAAAAAAAAAAAGGACAUUGAAAUAAUCACCAGCUGUUGUAAUUUUUUCAACCUUCAGGAUUCAAACGCAACUUCAAAUCUGUGCUGAACUUUAUACACGUGUUCUCUACGAUUCAGGACCAAACUUCUUUGAUUUCAGAUGAUAGCUAUAGAAAAAUCCUCACCGAUUUUUUUUUCAUCCUCUGAGCUUUGUUUUGUACAUGUAUUCAGAUGCCAUUUUAUAUGGGAUGUUGUAUUUAUAUACUGGGCCAAGCAUUUUCGACUUGAUCAUUUUUUUAAUUUCUUGUAAACAUGAUCUAGUCCUGUUUUUCUUACACGGUUGUUUGUCAGUAUGUUUGUGUCUGUCACAUUUCCUUCUCAGGCGAAGGGCUAGAGUUUUAAAAACACACAACUUUUGAUUUCAUUUUAUAUUUAAAUGUACACACUUUUUGGACACUGAAAAGAGAGGAAACAGUUUGAUUAUUUUCUCAGUGUAUUUUUGUACAAAUCUAUAUAGAAAAUGGGGGAGUCAACAAUCCGUGUGUGUAGCCUAAUACAGCUGUAUUGGAUUUCCGAAUUUUUAAUACCCCAUCAGGCUGGUUUUCAUGCUGCCUUCAAGUGCUCAUGGUAAACUCGGAUUUAAGAUAUUUUAUCGCCUGUUCAAAUGCUUUUGUAAGGACAACCAGCAUAAUAGACCUUCUAUCACUGUGGUGCCUAUUGUUUAAUCCUUAAAAUGUUAGGCACCAAGUUAUUUUAUACAUACGUGACCUGAGCAGAUGACAUAAAAAUAAGCAGGUGUGUAAUUGGUCUUUUACUUUACAAUUUGACACAUUUUCUUUGACUUUACCAGCAUAUACUGACAAGACUUAUUUGAUGUCCAAACCAUGAAUAUCAUCUCUUGUCAGUACAAACCUGAUUUACUUAACUACUGUUACAAGGAUACAAUUACAAAUGUUCCUACAGCACUUGAAAGCAGCACCAGCCUUUGUAUCUGCCUACCUUCUACGUUUACAGUGCCAGUCUGCAGGCUCCUUAAAGACACAGGAAUGCAUUAUUUCUAGAGGCUAUUCCUGUGGACCAUGUGGGUUUAACAGCAUCACUAUCUUAAGCAUCCAUUUGUUUUUUUCACAUUUCCCAUCAGAUAUCUUGCCUAUAACAACAAAUGAGGAGAUUGUAGCUUUAAAUUUGACUUAUUUCUUGAUGUUUUCAUUAAUUGAUGUCACAUUUGCCAAUCAACCUCUUGAUUGAACCAACUAUCAAUACAGCAAGCAAACAACUAGGAUGAUAACAUCAAGCAUAUUCAAAUGUCUGACUUGAGUUCCGCAACACCUACUUAUACUGCGUUUCUCAUUGUAUUUGAAUAUAUAAUCUUUUCUACUUGUCAGCUAACUAUUAGCUAAUAAUUGUUUUAGUAUCUUUAUGGCAUGGUGAAUAGCAUUUGUAUUUCAGAUUCAGGUCAUUAGCUGUUGUGUUUUUCAGAAAAAAAAAAAAAAUGUGGAAAAACGAUGAAACGUGAACUCGAUCUUUGUAUAUUUGACUGUAUCAUAAAGCAAAAAAGAUUGUGUGUUUAUGUACGUUGUUGCUAUCGAAGACAGGCACUGUCCAGAACUGCUAUCUUUUACACAUCCUUACUUACAUUUAAGAUGGUCAGUUCAGGACUCUUUUUUUAUAUAUAUAUGAAAGCAUUUUUAAAUAUAUUGACUUUAUUUUUCAUCCAUCCUGUGCAAUAUGCUGUGUAGAAUUAUCAUUUAUUGUCUCUAAUCAUGCCAUAACAAAGGAACCACCCUUUUUUUUGAAACUCAGAGAAAGGGGGGGAAACUCAUGCCAGCUAAAUUGUGUCCAUUCACUGCCUGUCAGAUUGUUGAUAUAAACUUGUGUACAGAACUUUUUCAAGGAAGGAAAUAAAUAUCAGCUGGAACUGAAACUCUA